UCAUGUUGAAGGGGCUUCCCAAAAAAGCCUCUAAAAACUAGUCAACUCUCAGACAUAUGCAGCCUGUGACAAGGGUUUAUGAGGAAAAAUGCUUUCAUUUAAAGUCAAAAAAAGUUGGUAGGCACUGGUCUCAAAUAUCAUUGUCAUGUAGACAGGGGUGUCCAUAUACUUUUGGCCAUAUAGGCCUAGUAUAUCCGAUGUUUUUCUUUGCCUGAAGAGGAUCAUAUUUAGUUGUUUCACGUUUUCAUUCCUCCUAUGGACCCUUUAUAUUGAGACUUUUUUUAUAUGACUGACUUCACUUCUCUUAAACAUGCACAGAGAGUUGAGAAUCAAAAUAGAAAAAGGAGUAGAGGUUGUAUCCUCAAAGGAAGGACUAUGCUAGGAAUUAAACGAGAGCAAUUGCAAAGGGAAAUGUUAUACUGGAGGAGGAGAAGGGCAAUGGGAGAAUCCCAGACUAGGGAGGAAAACAGUCGAGUCAACACUCUGUAGGCAUCCACUGUACCGCAGUGUCGUCCUGCCGCCCUAUCCGACACAGAGAACUGCAGUAGACUACUGCAAAGUGUGAAGGGAGAGAGAGAGAGGAGGGGGGUACCGCACUGUCGUUAUGAGUCCAAGUGGAGAAGGCAGGAGGAGAGACGCAUUAUUGCAGUAGCCUACAGUGCCACAGCACUUUACACGGGCGAAACUACCGCACAUCCCAUAAGACGCACAUCCAUCCGCUACGAGGUGGAGGCAGAAAUCAAAGCGAGACAACUGAUUUCUCAUGACUGGACUUUUUUUUUCCCCUUUAAUUUUUGAAAUUGCACGCAUUUGCCAGGAGCUUUCAGAAGAGGCAACUCAACAACCACCCAAUCAGUGCUGCGUGUCCGCAUCCAGGAGCAGCUCUAUAAGGACUCAGCAUCACUUGGAGGAGCUGCACGCAGCCCUGCAGGAAUCUAAGCAUCCGUGGAUUCCUCUUCAAUGGAUUAUAAUUUAGAAGUACUUUUCUCUUGAGCUUCACUUCCUGCUUCUCCAGUCUAGUCACACAGGGAAUUUUCACCCGACCCGUUUACGUGUCUCUGUAUUGCGGCACUUUGCUGACGACUUGCGUUAUAAAUGCAUCGCUAGAAGAUCGGCUCCACUGCGCCAACAAGCCCCCCGCCUCUUUUUACUGUUAGCAUGGCACUUUAAUCACUUUGCUAAUUGAAAAUUAGGACUUUCGUUUGGACCGGUGCCUAGAAAUUCUCGUCUCUUUUUUUCCUUCGAUCUUGCUGUUUUUCUUCUCGUAUUGUACUUCUGACCCUCCCUCCCUCCCCUGCCUCACUGCCCGUCACCCCUCCUCCGCUGCCCGUGAGUCAGUUCAAACUGCUGCAUAGAAGAUGUCUGCCCCAGAUGCUGCUGCCCCCGGAGCUCCAGGAGCCCCCGGUGCAGAUGGAGGCCCAGCUGGCCCACCUGCCGGCCCACCCAAUACCUCCAGCAACCGCAGGCUACAGCAGACACAGGCCCAAGUGGAGGAGGUGGUGGAUAUCAUGCGGGUGAAUGUGGACAAGGUUUUGGAAAGGGACCAGAAGCUUUCAGAGCUGGAUGACAGAGCGGACGCUCUCCAAGCCGGAGCCUCCCAGUUUGAAAGCUGCGCAGCCAAGCUAAAGAACAAGUAUUGGUGGAAGAACUGCAAGAUGAUGAUCAUGAUGGGUAUCAUUGGAGUCAUUGUGGUUGGAAUAAUAUUCUUGUACUUCUUCUACUGAGCUCAGCCCAUCAACACAGAUGGAUAUGGACAUGAGAAUGAUAUGAGAGGGAAGAGAAGAAAAAAACCCAAGCGCCCCCUUUUAUCCAUCCUCUCCUUCCUCUCUUCACAGUCUUCCAUCAAACCAUCUUGCACUUAUAUAUGACAGUAGUGUUUAUAGGUGUCUCUGCUCUCUUUGUCCCCCUCUCCCUCCCUUCUUGUUGCUUUCUAAAACUGUUUUACCAUGAAGUCUCACUCACUCUCUCCUGUUUCUGCACCUCAUGUAUUAUUGAAGGACGCAGCAGGCAGAGUGAAAGAGGAAGAAAGAAAGGGAAGGAGGGAGAGAGAAAAUUCUUGGGACACGGGAACACACGUGAGCUAAACCCUCUGAGCGGAGCUAUGGGGGGAAAUGUACAAUGUACAGAUGGUGAAUGUGUGCAGGGAGAUUGAACACGAGUUUGCAGUCCUUUCUACCCCAAAGCUUGUUCAUAUUACCUUUUUUGAGAGUCCUCCAUUUGUAAAUUGGUACUGACAUGCCUAACACACUCCUAACACACUCCUUCUAUCACAACCGCUACCAUCAUUGCUACUUACUAACACAAGGUCACGUUAGAUUAAGAUUGUGUACAUUUUUGUUUGUAUGUGUGUGUGUGUGUGUAUUUGUGAUCCAAAGCAUUGUAGCCAAUAGCUUUUUCCAAGUUUAGCUGAUAGGCUUUUAUUAGUAACUUUUUCAUUUCCUUUCCUGCCUAACGUUCUCUUACUUAGUCUCCUAUUUCUGCAAUGUUCAGUAGUAACAAUGGGAGAAAGAAAAUUGAAACAGGGAAGGAGACUGUGUGAGAGUAUAAGGAAAGGAAGAAGUGAUUCAGGGAAAGGUGGUAAGAAACAAACUCAAUUCUGGACUGAUAAGCAAUUUUUGAUAAAGUAGUUGUAUAACUAUGCUUCAUUUCAUCUUGGUUUUUGUACCACAGGUGGUGGCAUAGUAAUAUGCACAGCAAGACAAACAGACACUAACAGUCUACUUUAUACAUGAACUGACUGCUUUGACCCAGAGGAGGGUCUCUUAACUCUGACUUGGACAGACUCACAGUCAUAGACCGAUGAAUGCGUAGCGUCACAUUUCAAGCAGGUACAAAUGCCAACUUGUUUUGAAAGUUGUUCAGACAAAUCGUUUGUUUGAGUGUUGUUUAAAUGACCUGAUCUUCAGAAAGCAAGGAAAAUGGGAGAAAGAACAUGAUUUAGAAACCCAGAGCCACCUACCCCCCUCCCACAUAAAAACAGACUCACCUGUCACCUGCAGUAUGGUAACGGCCAAAAUGAGGUGUUUGUUUCUAACUUGCAUGGCAAACGGUGUCCAUAGUUUUGCCUAUUUGUGUGACCUGUGUAUCUGCCAUUUCUAACUCUAACUGCCGAUUGUAUAUUUUCUUUUGUCAGUGGUUUAAACGACCUGUGUAUAAUGUCUUUCUGAUCUGAUAAUUACUGCUUAUGCAAUGCAAUGAUGCUCAAGAGUUUGCCAUUUCACUUGCUUUUGAGAGAAAAACAAUAUUCAGAGACUGCAAACAGCUGCUACUAUAGUGAACUGUUAAAAACAUAUAGUAUUGUAUGGAUAGAACAAUAGUACACAUCUGUCAGAUUAUGCUCCUGAAAAUGUGUUUAUAAAUUCUUUCAGGUUUUUUGGGGGGGGGGUGUUGGAUAUAAAAGAAAAGCAAAUUUUCUCUCUCUCUCUCUUCGGACUGAUUUGAGAGUUGAAAAAAAAUGAAGAAAAUAUGAACAACCUUAUGCGCAAAAUGCAUUUACGCAUAAUUGUAGCAGUUAGCCAUAAUUAUCUGAUGAUAUUGUGCAACAAUUUUAUUAGGUAAUUACCACAUGAGAUACGAGAAAUGUUUUGCGAUUUACAACCUGAAAAUGCAGUGAGAGAUGCAACUGGAUUUGCGAAAACAAAUGCAUGCUUACCACUUUUGCUGAUGACAAUAAAGAAAUCAACAGAA
Siniperca chuatsi (mandarin fish) is the source of this 3687-nucleotide messenger RNA. RefSeq names its product vesicle associated membrane protein 1b (gene vamp1b). The record is from RefSeq and is a predicted model, not a curated record. Gene Ontology annotation, biological process: SNARE complex assembly; vesicle-mediated transport; vesicle fusion. Gene Ontology annotation, cellular component: SNARE complex; plasma membrane. Lineage: Eukaryota; Metazoa; Chordata; Actinopteri; Centrarchiformes; Sinipercidae. Bases 1359 to 1724 code for a protein of 121 amino acids. Gene Ontology annotation, molecular function: syntaxin binding; SNAP receptor activity. The transcript has 5 exons.